Striga asiatica is the source of this 1327-nucleotide messenger RNA. Lineage: Eukaryota; Viridiplantae; Streptophyta; Magnoliopsida; Lamiales; Orobanchaceae. The record is from the annotation of a GenBank genome assembly.
UUCUCUAUUUAUUUAAAAGGUGAUAAAUUUGGAUAGAAUCUCUAUAAAGACUCUUUCCCACUGAUUAUUAUUACACAUCCCACAUAGCGUCUUUUUUCUUCACUCUCUUUCUCAACCACCAAGAAUUAAUGGAGUUGGGCUUGAGCUUAGGAGACGCAUCACCAGCCGUUGGAUCCUUGAAAGUGAUCAAAUCGACGGGUCAGGAUAAAAAGCCGGCCAAGAUGGUCGGUCUGGAUUUCUGCAUGGGCCUGGGCCUGGGCCUCAGCUCGGCUGCUACUGAAGAUCAAAAGCCCAACGGAAAGGCUCGAGAAAUCAACGGUGAUGAUGAUAAUGAUGAAGAUAACGAUGAGGCAUCACAAGGGGGUGAAGAGAGUGAUGGUAAUAAUCAGAGGGAAAAUCCCGUGGUCCAGCUAAAUCUGCUCCCUCUUGUUCCCGUUAAUCCUUGCCGUCAGAUUUCGUCUCAUCUUAUUCAGUCCUUGCCUUGGUCUUCUGAUAAUGGGAGCUCGGAAAAUGAGUCGUCGGGGAACAUAGGCAUUUGCAAAGGUCCGGAGGAGGUAUCAUCGGCGAACAGCGUAGAUCUGCAGCUGCUCAAGAGAUCGCCUGAGGUGGAGAGGGCGAGUGACGACGAAGAAGAGAGUGGGCCCCACGCGCGGAAAAAGCUGCGGCUCUCCAAACAGCAGUCGGCCUUCCUCGAGGAAACCUUCAAAGAGCACAACAAUCUCAAUCCCAAACAGAAACUGGCGCUUGCAAAACAACUUAAUCUCAGAACCCGACAGGUUGAGGUCUGGUUUCAGAACAGAAGGGCCAGGACGAAGCUUAAGCAAACAGAGGUGGAGUGCGAGUACUUGAAGAGAUGCUGCGAGACCCUAACAGAGGAAAACCGAAGGCUUCAGAAAGAGGUCCAACAAGUCAGAGCCCUCAAAACCUCAAACCAAUUCCAUGCUCAGCUGCCGGCCACCACUCUCACCAUGUGCCCUUCCUGCCAACGGGUCACCAAGCCCACCGAUAAGAAUUCGAUCCAAUUUAGGCCCAAAUUCUACCCAUUCUCCUCAAACCACACUCAUCAUCCUAACAAUAAUCAGCCUGCUACCUCAUAAAUUUAUUAAUAUUGCUGUGAUUGAUUGAAAAACAAAAGGUAGAUAAUUUGUUUCGGUUGAUUUUUUUUUUUCUUUUUGUGUAUCUCAGUUAGUUUAGGUUGAGCAAAUUUUUGGAGCUCGUUGUAUUGUAUGAUAGUGUUGAUUUUGGUGGGACAAUUGCAAUCAGUAGUAGAGAGGAAAUGGAUUGGCAUGCAAACAUUUCUACCAUUAUUUAAUUUGAUUUGAUGACG